Messenger RNA from Phytomonas sp. Hart1, 1122 nucleotides. Lineage: Eukaryota; Euglenozoa; Kinetoplastea; Trypanosomatida; Trypanosomatidae. The record is from the annotation of a GenBank genome assembly.
GAGGAUUUUCCUUCUGUUCGAAUCUCAUAAUAUUUAUGCUAAACGUGUAUCAGUUGCCAUUGUUCAUACUAUGCUUAGGAAUACUUUCUGUCAACUCGGCAGACCCAAGGGUCCCUUAGGCCUUCGGCCAGGGAAGGAGUACCGUCUUACGGUUCCUUACCGUAGUGAAGUUACAAUGAUACGUUUCUGUAAUAAUAGGCGCUUUAAUUCUAACAUACGCGAACUCUUUAAAAAGCCUCUCAUGCAGAACAAUCUCAAGGCAAUUCCGCGCGACCUCGGUGACUUGCCGCGGAACUAUGUGCUCAAACUACUGUACUUUCAUCAGCCCAUACGCCUUGUGGAUUUCUGGGAGGUAUGUAAGCAGCAUGAUGAUGUGCCUCUUGACUCUGCUAAGCACCUGCGAUUGGUUUUAAAAAUUGCCAAGCUUCAAAAGUGGGUUUAUGCUGAGAAGAACCAAACGAACAAUCUGUAUUACUACUAUAUUCACCAAAGCCGUAUGCACGAGGUGAAAGAUAUGGUUCACUCAGAUGAAGUGGUACGCAAACGCAAGGAGGAGGAAGAAGCGGAGGUCACAUUACGGCAGUCGCAAGAGGACCAGAAAGAAGCGGCAAGACUCUUAGAUGAUAACAUACUUACAAUGCAAAAUAUUUUGGCACAAGGUAUCAACGCUAUCCGCGACUUUGACCCUGGAUACGUCGAGGAUAAGCCUUAUGUAAUGGAGAACGAGGCCAUAAACUUUACGUGGCAUUGGGAAGGUCUUACUAGGUGCAUUUCAGUAGACAAUGAUUUGAAAACGACUUAGACAAGAUAGACUUGUAAACCAGUUACAAAAGGGAGUCAGUGGAGUCUCAAGAAAUGGGUAAGGCAAGUCAUAGAGGCUUCGUUUUUUUUUAAAGAGCGUUUUUAUGAUGUUUUUUCCUCUCUUUAGCAUUAGAGAAGCUCCUUUUUAUAUUUCUUUGAGGGAACUUGUGGAGAAAAAAUAGAUGAUAUGGACUAAAUAGAUCAACUAUUAUCCAAUAUUUUCUAUUUUAUUAUUAAAUUAGCUGAGUAAGCCUUUUGAAUAUAGUUUAUUUUCGUAUCACGGACUUGCAUGUGUCCUGCGAAGUUGCAAAAAACAAAAAA